UCUAUCUCUCUCGUCAGAUUUCUUUUUCUGAUUCCUCUCUCUCUCUCUCUUCUACACGACUCUCUCUCUCUCUCUCUCUCUCUCUCUGUAUAUAUAAAUCUCGGCUUUCUCCUCCUCGCUUAUCUUUUCUUCGUCUGACUCUUCUGUCUCUAGUUUGCCCUUUCUUCUAAAUUUGUAGCCGCCUCUUGGAGGAGCCUAACCUCCGUACUGCUUCUCUCCAGGUCGCUGAGGCGUUGUUCGAAGUUAGAUCUGAACCAAAAUGAAAGCCUUCGCAGCCUGUGAAGAGAUGAGGGGCUCCGUUUCUGUCUCUGUUUCGAUCUCCGACCGUAGAGAGACCGUGGUCUGCCCCAAACCGCGCCGGCUUGGUCUGAUCGGCUCCUGCGUCACAGAUCCGAUCAGGCCCUUGAGAUGGCAUGUCAGUCAUCAAAUGGAGCUCAGUGAAUCCAAGGCAGGAACAGAUCUUCUGGACAUCAUCCUCCCAAAGGGUGGCAAUGGUGUGGAGCAAUCUUCUUAUGCACAGUUAGCCUCGUCGCCCCCAUUUUUUUGCGGGUCACCGCCGAGCAGAGUAUCUAAUCCAUUAAUUCAGGAUGCUCGAUUCGGGGACGAGAAGAUCAACCUGGUCUCACCCCGGUCAAUUCCGAUCCCGAUCCCCCCUGGGUUGUCGUCGUCCCCAACUUCCUCCUCCAGGAAAGGAGGACGCGUGCGGGCCAAUUUUGGGAACAACCCGGCUGUGAGGGUCGAGGGGUUCGACUGCCUGGAAAGGGAUAGGCGAAACUGCAGUAUCCCUGCCCUGGCCUAGAGAAGAAGAAAUCAAAUCCUCAAACCCAGAGUAUAUAUAGCAAGCAAAAUUUGAAGGUGGAAAACGAUCUUGAUGUAACAGAUGAGUUUUGGGACAUUUUCAGUGAGGAGAGAAAGUUGGAUCCUUUGUUUGAUGUAAAUAGAUGGAGGUUGAAGAAAAGGGUCUGUUUGUAAGUAAAGUGUCUGUCGUCUGUAAGUAACUGGUCAGGUGUUGUUAACCAAGCAAGCAAAUAAUGAGGCUGUUAGUACUUAGUAGGAGGUUCUUCUAUUUAUAUGGUUUUAGGAGCAAUGGACAGCCCCUCUUAUGAUGUAAUUAAGUAUGAGAGUGGAGGGGCAAUUUUAAGAUAAUUUAACCAUUUUGCGGUCUGUCAGUCCUCCCAAGGAUAAGUUGUAAAAGCGAGCCGGUGACUUUGGACAUUUGUUAUCUCUGUGAAUAUAUCAUCAUCUUGAAGGUUUUGAUUCGUCUUUUAA
Molecule: messenger RNA, 1269 nt
Organism: Diospyros lotus (date-plum)
Lineage: Eukaryota; Viridiplantae; Streptophyta; Magnoliopsida; Ericales; Ebenaceae
Exons: 4
Coding region: 260-799 (179 amino acids)
Source: RefSeq, a predicted model, not a curated record